Molecule: messenger RNA, 1068 nt
Organism: Danio aesculapii
Lineage: Eukaryota; Metazoa; Chordata; Actinopteri; Cypriniformes; Danionidae
Gene: skp1
Product: S-phase kinase-associated protein 1
Exons: 6
Coding region: 91-582 (163 amino acids)
Biological process (GO): SCF-dependent proteasomal ubiquitin-dependent protein catabolic process
Cellular component (GO): nucleus; cytoplasm
Molecular function (GO): cullin family protein binding
Source: RefSeq, a predicted model, not a curated record
UGCGCGGUCAUCAGCCACUCACGCUGAGCUCAGACUCAUUCAGGCCUUGUUGACGCUCAGACUCACAGUUUGAUCGCGCUCCCAGACACGAUGCCGACCAUUAAACUGCAGAGCUCUGAUGGAGAGAUGUUCGAGGUGGAUGUUGAGAUCGCCAAGCAGUCUGUGACCAUCAAGACCAUGCUAGAGGAUCUGGGGAUGGAUGAUGAAGGAGAUGAUGAUCCAGUUCCUCUGCCCAAUGUAAACGCCGCCAUCUUGAAGAAGGUGAUUCAGUGGUGCACACACCAUAAAGACGAUCCUCCUCCUCCUGAAGACGACGAGAAUAAAGAGAAGAGAACGGACGACAUCCCCGUGUGGGACCAGGAGUUCCUCAAAGUAGACCAGGGCACGCUCUUCGAACUCAUUCUGGCUGCAAAUUACUUGGACAUCAAAGGUUUGCUCGAUGUUACUUGCAAGACGGUUGCAAACAUGAUCAAAGGCAAAACCCCCGAGGAGAUCAGAAAGACUUUCAAUAUCAAAAAUGAUUUCACAGAGGAAGAGGAAGCGCAGGUACGCAAGGAGAACCAGUGGUGUGAAGAGAAGUGAAGACCCCGACGCACUUUAACACUACGGAUUGUUGUAAGAAAGAAAGGUUGAGAUAAACUGCACUGCUUUGUUCAUAUUCCUCCCCAUCUAACACAAUAAACAUAGUCAAAUCCCCCCUGUGUUUAGCAUGACCAUUUCCCUCGCUCGUGUGGUGUAAACGCUGGUUUUAUUUCCUCUCCCACGUGGAGAAAGCGCUCCUGUGUCCACGGCGGUUAUUUUUACCGGAGCUGACGGAGGAUUUAUUAUUAUUAAUAUUGUUUUUCUUUCUUGAGUCGAGCCGAGCAGCUUAAGACAGAUUCUGUUGUUUAGUUUAGUUUGAGGCUGAAGGUGGCGCUGUCUGCAUCCUGUGUUGUGAACAGAAGUGAGUGUGUGUGAGUGUGUUUCUCCUCCUCUGUUCUCUCUGUUUAGGAAACUCCUCCACACUUCUGCUCCUAGGAUUAUACAUAUUUUAAUUCCAAAACUGAAUAAAAGCUGAUUAUUGUGGGA